Papaver somniferum (opium poppy) is the source of this 1339-nucleotide messenger RNA. Its product is annotated as bidirectional sugar transporter SWEET2a-like. Gene Ontology annotation, cellular component: membrane. Lineage: Eukaryota; Viridiplantae; Streptophyta; Magnoliopsida; Ranunculales; Papaveraceae. The transcript has 6 exons. Gene Ontology annotation, molecular function: sugar transmembrane transporter activity. The record is from RefSeq and is a predicted model, not a curated record. The coding region runs from base 381 to 1076 and encodes 231 amino acids. Gene Ontology annotation, biological process: carbohydrate transport.
UUUGACUAGCCUACGUCUCUAUCUGAUCCCCUCCAGCCAAGCACUUUUGAUUGGAAUGAUAAUCGUGAUGAUAAUAAAAUUAAUUAAGAUGGACGGUUAUUAACAAAAUUCUCCUAACAGUAAUUAACAAGUAAUGCAACAACUAAAUCAAUGUCAAUGAGUGAGAGAUAUCCUUCCUCCCCAAUCUCCUUCAAGACUCCAACUGUACAGAAUUAUAUUAAACGUGCUUUUUUAUGAGCUAAACAAAUAGAGAGAGACAUACUCCACAUAAAUAGAUCGAGAAAACAAGGACAGACAAAUAAACUCUCUGCAGAAGAUUUACACUUUUUUUAUCUUCGAAUAGAUUUUUUUGGUAUUCUGUGCCCAUUUAAUCCAUUUUGAUGAUUUCUUCUACUCACUCACUUUUCAGCGAUGCAGCUGGAGUCACAGGGAACCUAUUUGCGUUCGUGUUGUUUGUAUCUCCAAUACCCACAUUCAGUAGAAUCGUGAGAAAUCGUUCGACAGAACAGUUCUCGGGACUGCCCUACAUAUAUACACUCUUGAACUGCUUGAUCUGUCUCUGGUAUGGAUUGCCACAUGUAUCGCCUGGUAUCAUAUUGGUGGCUACAGUUAAUUCUGUAGGGGCAGUUUUUCAACUAGUCUAUGUAAUCCUCUUCAUUGUAUACGCGGAUAAAGGGAAAAAGAUGAGAAUGUUGGGACUGUUGCUUGCCGUUUUUGGUGCAUUUGUGGUCAUAGCGUAUGUGAGCAUGACGUUUUUCGACUCUCACACGCGACAGUUGUUUGUUGGAUGCUUGAGUGUUGCUUCUCUCAUAUCCAUGUUUGCUUCCCCACUAUUUGUAAUUAAUUUGGUGAUCCGGACAAAGAGUGUCGAGUUCAUGCCUUUCUAUCUUUCCCUUGCGACCUUCCUGAUGAGCAUCUCUUUCCUCACUUAUGGGGUGUUGAAAUCAGAUCUAUUCAUUUAUUUGCCAAAUGGGAUAGGAACCGUUCUUGGGGCAAUACAGCUGUCUCUUUAUGCUCACUACAGCAGAAUGUCUGGUGACGGCUCUAGAGAACCCUUGAUACCGUCCUUUGCUUGAUGAAUAUAUUUGAAAUAGAUGCAAAGGUAAAUGUCAGCUGUUUUUAUUGUACAUUCGUAGCCCUUUUGUCUUGCUAUUUAUGAAAUGCUUUGCAUCAUUCUUGAGUGGAGAAGUUUGCAACUUGCAAACUUUCCAGAUGAAAUUCUUCCUGUAACCAUUCUUGCUCCCAUGAGUGUAUUUUUUUGUGUAUUAAGAGUUGACAGCAUAUUUGUGAAGUCCUGGAAAGAUGAUGAAAAUAAAAGAUUGUUUACCUUCUUUGCAAA